AUGCCUUCACGAUUUCUUCCCAGUCGUGCAUUUCAGGCAUACCAGAUCUUUGCAGCCAACACCAAUGUCGGCAAGACCAUUCUCGCUACUGGGUUAUGUCGAGCAGCAGCUGAACGUGCCAAACAGCAAGAUCGCGACGUGUAUUACUUAAAGCCUGUGCAAACUGGAUAUCCACAAGAUAGCGAUGCAAGACACGUGAAGACUUAUUCUCCCAACAUCCACACUGAAACAUUGUUCAAGUACCCUGAUCCUGUUAGCCCACACAUUGCAACGGAUAAGCCUCCACAUGAUCAAGAAUUGUUGGAUAAGAUCAAGGAACGAAUGAUCCAUUACGUGAAUCAAAGCCAGGAUCGACAAGGUGCUUAUGCCUUUCUCGAAACAGCGGGUGGUAUUCAUAGUCCAGUCAUGUCAGGUACACCACAAGCCGACUUUUAUCGCCCGCUCAGAUUACCAUCCGUGCUUGUGGGAGAUAGCAAUCUAGGCGGCAUUUCCACCACCAUGGCAUCCUAUGAAUCAUUGCUAGUACGCGGAUACGACAUUCCUGCUUUGUUAUUGUUUGAGAAUGAACGCUAUCGCAACCAUCAACAAUUGAUGACCCAUUUACCAAAGACGCUUGUCAGCACUGUACCUGCUCCUCCACCUAUGAAUCCUGAUCCCGUGAAAGAAAAGGAUGCCAUGACAUCAUACUACGCCAUGCUCGAUGAUCUUUUACAACCGGUGAUACGUCAUUUGGAUGAGCAUCAUCAAGCACGUUUUGAGCGUCUUGCUGAAAUGGAAGACAAGGCACGUGACACAUUCUGGUGGCCAUUUACCCAACAUGGUGCUGUCAACGAGGUCACAGUGAUCGACUCAGCCUACAAUGAUUACUUUACAGCCUAUCGCAAGGAUAAGAAAACGGGUGAACUUGCACCUUCAGAAAUGUUUGACAGCUGUGCGAGUUGGUGGACACAAGGUCUUGGCCAUGCCAAUCCUCGUUUGACAUUGGCAGCAGCAGCAGCAGCAGGACGUUAUGGUCAUGUCAUGUUCCCUGAAACAGCCAAUGAGCCUGCACUCUCAUUGGCAGAACGCAUUUUGGAAAAGGAUACAUGGGCCCAACGUGUCUUUUUCUCGGAUAAUGGUAGCACGGCCAUUGAAGUGGCUCUCAAGAUGGCGAUGCGUUCGGCUGCGGAUCGCUAUGGUUGGUCGGAUGAUGUCCCUGUGGAUGUGAUUGGUUUGGAAGGAGGCUAUCAUGGUGAUACGAUUGGUGCUAUGGAUGCAUGCUCGCCCAAUACAUACAACAAGAUGGUGCAAUGGUAUCAACCUCGUGGUCAUUGGCUCAACCCACCCUCCAUCCAUAUUUGCAAAGGCACACCCACCAUUCGAUUACCCGACAAUCAAGGCACGGCAGAGUACAAGUCUUUGGAUGAUAUCUACGCCAUUGAAAAACGUGCAAAUGAUCCCUUGGCUGAUGUGUAUCGUGACAUGGUUCGCAAGGAGCUCAAGGCGAUGCGUGGUCGUCACGUGGGUGCACUCUUGAUGGAACCUAUUAUUCUUGGUGCGGGUGGAAUGAUUUUUGCUGAUCCAUUGUAUCAACGUAUUUUGGUGGAUACGGUGCGUCAAGAAGGUGCUUCAUUGUUGGGCUAUAAAUCACAAAAGCCUGAGGAUGGUUGGCAAGGUAUCCCUAUCAUUUUCGAUGAAGUCUUUGCAGGCUGGUAUCGUCUUGGCCGCAGGUCGGCAUCUGAUUUCCUCGGUGUGAAACCCGACAUUGUGGGAUAUGCAAAGACACUCACAGGUGGUCUUUUACCUUUGGCAUUGACUGUUACCAAGAAUUCUCUGUUUGAUGUAUUCUUAUCCGCCAACAAGGAAGAAUGCUUGCUCCAUGGUCAUUCAUACACUGCUCAUCCUAUGGGUUGUGCCGUUGCCAAUGAAACAAUCGACACCCUGGAAGAAAUGGCCAAUGUCACCAACAACAAUAAUACAUGGACACCCUUCCGAGAAGCUUGGAAAGAUAACCAACACGCACACGUAUGGUCCAUGUGGAAUCCAGCCACAGUAGAAAAGCUAUCGCACCUGGCGUGCGUUGAUAGCGUGAUGACUUUGGGAUCCAUCCUGGCGGUGGAAUUAAAGGACAAUCAAACAAAGGGUUAUGGCUCAGUGGUUGCGAAAUCAAUCUUGCAUGAAAUGCGUCACGGGCAAUUUGACUCGGACAUCAACCUCUUUGUACGUCCCCUUGGCAACGUGAUCUACCUCAUGACGUCACAAAUCACCACAGCCGAUCGAGUGAACAAGUGCGAAGACAUUCUUUUGAAAUGUUUAGAGAAUAACAAGUAA
Lichtheimia ornata is the source of this 2310-nucleotide messenger RNA. RefSeq names its product dethiobiotin synthase. The transcript has 6 exons. Gene Ontology annotation, molecular function: magnesium ion binding; pyridoxal phosphate binding; ATP binding. The record is from RefSeq and is a predicted model, not a curated record. Bases 1 to 2310 code for a protein of 769 amino acids. Lineage: Eukaryota; Fungi; Mucoromycota; Mucoromycetes; Mucorales; Lichtheimiaceae. Gene Ontology annotation, cellular component: mitochondrion. Gene Ontology annotation, biological process: biotin biosynthetic process.